Molecule: messenger RNA, 1800 nt
Organism: Durusdinium trenchii
Lineage: Eukaryota; Dinophyceae; Suessiales; Symbiodiniaceae
Source: the annotation of a GenBank genome assembly
AUGGACAAGGCCCUAGGAGAGAUCUACCGAAGUGUCAGUCGCUGCUGGGCGGUGAAGAUCACGUUUCGCUGGUCAGAAAAGUCUUUCAAGCCCUUGUGUUCCCUCAGACCGACCAGUUACGAAAGUCCUUCUUUGGUGAUUGGCAUUGGCAAACACAGUCAAUCUUUCCCACUACAGCACUUGCUAGGCCCGCUUGCUGUUUGUGGCGGCUCAGAUCUAGGUUUCCCUGUCCCUUUUGGCAGCGCUGCCAUGUCGGACGCAAAGAGGCCUAAGACUUUGGAGCGAGACAUUGCUGGACUUCUUUUGGACGAGGAUAAGGUCAAGAAACUUGCCUCCACUGAGUUUGUGGAUGAUGCCUUGGCAUGUGCUAUGGCGCGUGGUAUCGUCAUGUACCCGACACCAAGCAACAAGAGGGAGGCUGCUGUGGUGCCAAUGACACUGCUUCCCUGUCCUUUUGCAGACAAUUACUUUCAGCUGGCGAAGAAGCUCACGCCGGACUUUCAUUUGCUGAUGGACAAGAUAACUUGUGACAUUGGGUGGCUCGAACGCGCUUUGGCAAAAACCGGCGCUAUUGACGAGAUCUGCAGCAAACUACUGGAGAUUUGCCGGAGUGUCUACAAUGCGGAGACUGGAAAGGACCCCAAAGAAGAGAUCCGACUCCAUCUCAUGCGAAAUGACUUCAUGCUGGACACACAGAAGGGCUCUGAGGGGGCAAUGAUUCAAAUUGAACUGAACAUGAUGUCUGCCUCCUUUGCAGGUCAUGGGCAGGACUUGACAGAGGUACAUCGAUACCUCCUGUCGAAGUACUUGCCGGACCAAUCCGGUGACGUGCCGGGAUUGCCUCGAAGUGCAGCCAUGGAAGGUAUGGCAGAAGCUAUCGCUAUGGCACAUGAGGCGUACAGCUCUCGGUGGGAGCCACUUGGCUUACCCCGAGUAGUGCUCUUCAUUGUCCUGGAAGAGGAGAAGAACGAGCUGGACCACAGGAAGCUGGAGCUCGCGGCUUUUCAGCAAGGCAUUUGUUCGCUACGCAGAUCUCUGGCGCAGCUCAGUCGCACCUGCGAGUUGCGGCCCCUGGUGGCGCGAAAGCAGACAAACGUGCGGCAACCCAUGGCCCUGGUUGUCGAUGGCUACGAGGUCACGGUGGCCUACUUCCGCUCGGGCUACUGGCCGCAGCACUUCGAGGGUGCCUGGCUCUGUCGGCAGCAGCUGGAGCGUUCCGAGGCGGCCAAGUGCCCCUCGGCUCCGGCGCAGCUGGCUGGGAUGAAGAAGGUGCAACAACUCCUUUGUGACAGCGCCGAGUUGUCCAGGUUUUUGUCCGAGGAGCAGGCAGCUGCGGUGUCCAGCACGUUCGCCAAGCAGUUUGAUCCGAGCAACACCUCCGUGGAAACCCGUGAGGCGGUGCAGGCUGCCCGCAAAAGCCCUGGAGAUUGGGUCCUCAAGCCGCAGGUGGAAGGUUCUGGAGAGCUGUACUUCGAUGAUGACAUUCCGCGUGUCUUGGAGUCGCGAAGUGAAGAUCAGCUCGCAGAGUUCAUCCUCAUGGAACGAGUGAGGCCUCCAUGUACUCCCUCAGCCAUUUUGCAUGACGGAGCUGUGCUAGUACGUCGUGCUGUUGCCGAGUUGGGGAUUUUUGGUACUUUCGUGGCAGAUGGAGACAAAGUCAGGUGCAACAAGGUGGUUGGGCACCUUCUCCGGUCCAAAGGGCAACAGACGAAUCAGGGUGGUGUCUUCGUUGGGAACGCCACUGUUGAUGUGCCGUUCUUGGUGCCAUCAGAUAUUUACUGGCGCAACGUCACGGCGUGA